AUGAUUCGGGGAUGCUUUUCAUCGACAAGGUGCGGUAGCACAAGGCAAUGGGCCCGUCAUAAUUCUUCCUUUCCUGUCCAUCAAUUCGCCGAGCUAGCCCGUCGUCCGGCAUCCCGGCACCAGAUCUACCAGUCAGUAUCGACAGACCCUUACGUCAAUCUCUCGAUUGAGCAUUUCCUGCUGGAAAAUGCGCCGGCCGACUCGAGCAUCCUCUUCCUUUAUAUCAACAAACCAUGCGUGGUAAUUGGUCGCAACCAAAACCCAUGGCUAGAAACCGGUCUUCACGCGUUAUACAAUGACCGCCGGGCGGAUUUCCCCGAAAAUGAUGAUGCGGUGUUUGUCCGAAGGAGAUCUGGUGGUGGCGCGGUCUUCCAUGAUGAGGGAAACCUCAACUAUAGCGUGAUAUCUCCUCGGACCUCUUUUACGCGCGACAAACAUGCGGAGAUGGUGGUUCGCGCGCUGCACCGCAUUGGGGCGGUCAACACGAGUGUCAAUGACCGACAUGAUAUCGUUAUCACGCCCCCGGAGGACCUGGCGCAGCGUGACGAUGAACCGCCAUUCCGAAAAAUCUCUGGCUCUGCAUUCAAGCUGACUCGCCAUCGAGCCCUCCAUCACGGCACGUGCCUGCUAGAUUCGCCGAACAUUCAUGACCUCGGCAAGUUUUUGCGGUCUCCGGCGCGAGGGUAUAUCAAGGCGAAGGGCGUGGACAGUGUGCGAUCACCCGUGGGGAACGUCUCGAGUGUGCUGGCAGACUCGUUCUUCUCCAUGCAAGCAGUGAUGGACAAUGUGGUGGAGGAAUUCGCCGGGUUGUAUAAUGUCAAUUCAGAUGCUGUUCGUCGCGCGCGCCGAGCCCGUGCAAUGGAGCCCGAAAUAUUUGCCGGUGACAGCUGGGUCUCGGGAACGGUGGGAGAUGUGCAAGGUGACCAGGAGCCGGAUAUUGGAAAAGGCAUUGCGGAGCUACGGUCUCUCGAGUGGAAAUACACACAAACUCCGCAGUUCACCUUUUCAACAUACCCUACUGAAGACGAUCCCCGGGAGCGCCCAGCAUUGCCUUCCUCGCUGCCUCCUUCUACUCGUGCAUUUCUGCGCCUCAAGUAUGGAGCAAUCAUUGAAAGCAAUAUUUCCGUCUCUUCAGAUGCAUACGUAGCUUCUGACCAAGCUACUCGUGUGCAUGAAGUCUUGAAUGGACAAAAGUUGCAUGAGAUGUCUGUCGAACGCUGGGCAGAUCUAUUACGGCAGGGUCUUGGUCCGAGUGGAGUGGAUGUUGCACAAAGGCUGGCAAACUACCUUGGUGACUUGCUUGGAGGACAUUGA
This is a messenger RNA of Penicillium longicatenatum, 1314 nucleotides long. Its product is annotated as putative lipoate--protein ligase. NCBI's taxonomy places the organism in Eukaryota, Fungi, Ascomycota, Eurotiomycetes, Eurotiales, Aspergillaceae. The record is from RefSeq and is a predicted model, not a curated record. The transcript has 3 exons. Gene Ontology annotation, biological process: protein lipoylation. Gene Ontology annotation, molecular function: lipoyltransferase activity. The coding region runs from base 1 to 1314 and encodes 437 amino acids. Gene Ontology annotation, cellular component: cytoplasm; mitochondrion.